Insectozyma verbasci is the source of this 2169-nucleotide messenger RNA. The record is from the annotation of a GenBank genome assembly. NCBI's taxonomy places the organism in Eukaryota, Fungi, Ascomycota, Pichiomycetes, Serinales, Debaryomycetaceae.
AUGUCUUCCAGUUCAAAACAUGAUAAUGAUGAUAGUGAAGAAGACUCAUUGAUUGAAGCAUUUGAAACCACUUUAACUAUAAAACCAUCUUCAACUGAAUAUGAAGAAAUUAAUGAUAUUUCAAUAGAUCAUACUGUUUUACCGAAUAGUACGAUAAAUUAUACUAGAGAUACAAGUAUUGUAAAUAUAGAAGAAUUAGAAGAAAAUGAACAAUUACUGGAACAAAUUCCUAAAUUUAAAACAAAAAGAAGAUAUGUUUUAUUACCUAAAAUUGCUCAAUUUAAAAAAUCAGAUAGCCCAGGGUUAGAACAAUAUUAUAAUGAACAAAAAUUAGAUGCUAAAUUUAAUGAUAUUUUAAAACCAUCGCCAUUAAUAGAUGAAUCAUUAACUAAAUAUAAUCAAACAUUUGAUAAUUUUUUAUUAUCUAAUCCUCAUAUACAAAAAGAAUCACCCAGAUUACAAAAUGAUUCAGAUAAGACCCUAAUUAUCUUAUCUCCAUAUUCAUCAGAACAUGCUUUUGGUAGAAAAUGGGUUACUAAAUCAUAUCUUUCAACUAUUUUUGAACGACCACAAAGAUUAUUAUCAAGUUGUAUUGGUGUUGCAUCUGCUAUUACCAUGUAUCCAUUUUAUUAUAAAAUAACAAAUUCAACAAAACGUUCAUCUAUGUUUUCAUCUCAUGUAAGAAAAAUUCAUGGUAAAAAUUGGCCUAAAAAAUUAUUUGAAUUAUGUUUGGAAAGUUAUGAUAAAUUAAAUAAUGAUGAAAUUGAAGUUCCUGAAGAUUGGGAUACUGGUGAUAUUUACUUAACACCUAAAACUAUAAAUGCGAUUGAAGGAGUUAUAGGUACUAUUGAAACUGCUGUUGAUUCAUUGUAUAAGAAAUCAGUUAAUAGAAAAAACCAUAAUUUAGCAUUUGUUGUAUUGAGACCUCCUGGUCAUCAUAGUCAUGCUUGUUUACCUAGUGGAUUUUGUUUAUUAAAUAAUGUUCAAAUUGCUAUUGAGUAUGCUUUCGAAAAUUAUGGUGUAACUCAUUGUGCUAUCAUAGAUAUUGAUUUACAUCAUGGUGAUGGGUCUCAAGAUAUAUGUUGGGAAAGAGGCGGUUUUAAUGGUGAUUAUGGACAACAGGAAGAAGAUGAAGUAACUGACACUAAACUAAAUCCAAGAGAUGAUUAUGGGAAAAGGUUUGCAACUUAUCCUAAAGUCGGAUAUUUUUCAUUACAUGAUAUUAAGUCUUAUCCAACAGAAUUAGGAUUUGCAACAAAGGAAAAUAUUAAAAAUGCAUCAACAUGUAUAAUGGAUCAUGACUUAAAUAUUUGGAAUGUUCAUUUACAAAGUUGGUCUACCGAAGAAGAAUUUUAUAAACAUUAUCUGACAAAGUAUGUUGCAAUUUUGAAUAGAGCAAAUCAAUUCUUAAAUACUGCAAAGAAAACUUAUGAUCAAGAAUAUGAAGAAUAUUUAAAUCAAUCUACAAAAUAUAACAAAUUCUUGACGAAAUCUCACUUGUAUAAAGAACCAGUCACCAAACCAACACCACCACCACCUUUUAAACCUUUAAUUAUGAUUUCAGCUGGUUUUGAUGCUUCAGAAUAUGAAAAUCCGCAAAUGCAAAGACAUGGAAUAAAUGUACCAACAUCAUUUUAUUCAACUAUAACUAAAGAUAUUGUUAAAUUGGCUAAAAUACAUACUGGUGGUAAAGUUAUAUCAUUUCUAGAAGGAGGUUAUAGUGAUGGUGCAUUAUCAACAGGAAUAUUUUCUCAUUUAAUUGGAUUAAAUAAUGAUGAUGAAGUUUUAUGGAAUCAAACAUGGGGAUCAGAACAAGUAAUGAAAGAAUUAAUUAAAGGUUGUAAAAAAAUUUGGUCCCCAUAUAAAAAACCUCAAAGUGAUAUAACUAUAUGGGCAAAUGAAGUUAUUAAAUUAGGUAGAUCAAUGAUGCCAAAUGCAAUACUACCAAUAAAUUAUAUAUAUCAAGAUCAAACAAAACAUCAACAAAUAAAACCAGUAAAUAAAAUGGUCAAAGAUUUAAUAGAUGCAAAUAUGAAUGUAACUAUUAAAAACAAUAGAAAGAUUAUAGAUAGUCCAAUUAGAAAUGAUCCUAAUGAUGAUAGAAAGAUUAUGAGACAUACAAGAUCUUAUUAUAAGAAUAAGAUAAAAAGUAAUGAUGAUGAUGAAUAG